This is a messenger RNA of Pochonia chlamydosporia 170, 231 nucleotides long. RefSeq lists its product as hypothetical. The transcript has a single exon. NCBI's taxonomy places the organism in Eukaryota, Fungi, Ascomycota, Sordariomycetes, Hypocreales, Clavicipitaceae. Bases 1 to 231 code for a protein of 76 amino acids. The record is from RefSeq and is a predicted model, not a curated record.
AUGCUAGCAAAGACAUUGGAUCACUAUAAUUUGUUCGGGCAUCGACGAAUCGACGUCCUGAAAAAAACGCAAUGGUGGAAUAUCGCGUUGCUGCCAGUUAGUGGCACAGGAAGGGCUGCUUCACAGGCAAUCAACAAGCCAACAUACGGUCUCUGGCCAUUCGACACUGUCUUGUCCACACCGCCUGGGACUUCUCUUGGAGGUAUAGAGGAUGCUUUCCGUCGUGGUUGA